Molecule: messenger RNA, 3616 nt
Organism: Lepisosteus oculatus (spotted gar)
Lineage: Eukaryota; Metazoa; Chordata; Actinopteri; Semionotiformes; Lepisosteidae
Gene: cry1b
Product: cryptochrome circadian regulator 1b
Biological process (GO): negative regulation of DNA-templated transcription; circadian regulation of gene expression; entrainment of circadian clock by photoperiod
Cellular component (GO): nucleus; cytoplasm
Molecular function (GO): FAD binding; DNA binding
Source: RefSeq, a predicted model, not a curated record
UGGGACCGUGACCAAUGGGAGAGCGUCCUGGCGAACAGGGCGGAGCUUGGAAGGCCGGAACGAUUCGCCAUAACAACAUGCCUAGUAUUGGGUUAAAACUCUCGCCAUGAGCGUGGGGCGCUUGAACUGUGGCUAGCGGGCCUCAGUGGGCAGGGGCGGAGAGAAUUCAGGCCAGGGAAUAGGAAAAAAGCGGACGAUUCCCGCGAAGGCUGCGUCGUGACCAGAGCAUCACACUACCAGAACGUGACUGAGGGCAGGGACGUCACUCCGGCUGCAACCAAUCAGAGGCCGCGAGUGGCGGUUGCGUAGCAGCAGGGCGGGGCGGAGGGAGGGCGCCUGACUGACGUGGCCGGAGAGGAGGGUGACUGUCGCAGUCUUCCGCCGAGAAACAGAAAGAGCCAGGAGUGUGGUCUUCAGCCCAAAAAUAUUAAUACACACGACGGCCCCGCACGCUGGGGUUCUAAGGGAUGGCUGUGAGAAACCCGGAUAAUCACAGAGAGGGUCAGUGUUGUUGCAGGCAAAGGAUCUGUUGUGGGAGACGUUGAACUGACACCUUCAUCAUCGGCGUUAUCAUCGUCAUCGCCUUCAGGAAAGGGCAGCUUCAGCCCCUAGUUCGUGUGUCACUUUCAGCAAGCAAACGAGCAAUUUUCUGGCGUUUGGACCCGUGUGGGAAAGAAGUUACAGUACCGGCGAUCUAUAAAAAAGGGCCGGCCAGAGUUCGUGUUUGUUUUCCCCCCUCAGGCGUUUCAAACCUUGGCGGAUCGUCCCUGGGCUCGGCGGGUGUCGUGACGGAGACGAAACGCUGGGAUUCGCGCCCCAAUGGUUUUGCUGGCGUUCUCUGGAUUUUACAAUUCCAUGGGAAAAGUUUUGUUAGAACAGGGCUAAUUCCUGCCUGGGACACGCCAUACCGAACUGACCGCUUCUGUUUCGACUCAGGUAGACUAAGAAUCGGGCAGACAUCGAGCACGAAGUGAAACCCGCCGGCUCUGUGGUGUCUGGGUGACGUGCCACGCAGGGCCCUGGUAGUGUAGGAGCAGUGGUUGCAGAAGAGCGUGUUUCCACCGCCGCAGGGAGUAAUGGUCGUGAACACUGUCCACUGGUUCAGAAAGGGCUUGAGGCUGCACGACAGCCCUGCGCUCCGGGAGUCCCUCAAGGGCGCCGCCAGCUUGCGCUGCGUCUACAUACUGGACCCCUGGUUCGCCGGGUCGUCCAACGUCGGGAUCAACCGCUGGAGGUUUUUACUUCAGUGUCUGGAAGAUCUCGAUGCCAGCCUUCGGAAGCUGAAUUCCCGCCUGUUUGUCAUCAGAGGGCAGCCAGCGGAUGUCUUUCCCAGGCUUUUCAAGGAAUGGAACAUCAACCGCCUGUCGUUUGAGUAUGACUCUGAGCCUUUUGGAAAAGAGAGAGAUGCAGCAAUUAAAAAGCUGGCGAGUGAGGCUGACGUGGAGGUCAUUGUGCGGGUCUCGCACACCUUGUAUGAUUUAGACAAGAUUAUUGAGUUAAAUGGAGGGCAGCCACCUCUGACAUACAAGAGGUUCCAGACUCUGAUCAGUCGAAUGGAUCCUCUGGAAACCCCUGCAGAGCCUAUCACUGCAGAGGUGAUGGGGAAAUGCACAACUCCAGUGUCAGACGAUCAUGAUGAGAAAUUUGGGGUCCCAUCUUUAGAGGAACUGGGUUUCGACACGGAAGGCUUGCCCUCUGCUGUCUGGCCAGGAGGAGAAACGGAGGCUCUCACUCGAUUGGAAAGACAUUUAGAAAGAAAGGCGUGGGUCGCCAACUUCGAGAGGCCCAGAAUGAAUGCCAACUCCCUUCUCGCGAGUCCAACGGGACUGAGUCCGUACCUGCGGUUUGGCUGCCUCUCCUGCCGCCUCUUCUACUUCAAACUGACAGACCUGUACAAAAAGGUGAAAAAGAACAGUUCGCCCCCGUUGUCCCUCUACGGGCAGCUACUGUGGAGGGAGUUCUUCUACACGGCAGCUACUAACAACCCCCGGUUCGACAAGAUGGAGGGGAACCCCAUCUGCGUGCAGAUCCCCUGGGACAAGAACCCUGAGGCCCUGGCCAAGUGGGCCGAGGGCAGGACGGGGUUCCCCUGGAUCGACGCCAUCAUGACCCAGCUGCGACACGAGGGCUGGAUCCACCACCUGGCCCGGCACGCGGUGGCCUGCUUCCUGACCCGCGGGGACCUGUGGGUCAGCUGGGAGGAGGGCAUGAAGGUGUUUGAGGAGCUGCUCCUGGAUGCAGACUGGAGUGUGAAUGCAGGCAGCUGGAUGUGGCUGUCCUGCAGCUCCUUUUUCCAGCAGUUCUUUCACUGCUACUGUCCAGUGGGCUUUGGGAGAAGGACCGACCCCAAUGGCGAUUACAUCAGACGUUAUUUGCCGGUUCUGAGGGGAUUUCCUGCCAAGUACAUCUACGAUCCUUGGAAUGCGCCUGACAGUGUCCAGAAAGCAGCAAAAUGUGUCAUAGGGGUUCAUUACCCCAAACCCAUGGUGCACCACGCCGAGGCAAGCCGCCUCAAUAUCGAGCGCAUGAAGCAGAUAUACCAGCAGCUUUCGUGUUACAGAGGACUUGGCCUUCUUGCUUCUGUGCCUUCCAAUCCCAACGGCAGCGGAGGUGCUGGGAUGACGGGGUUCUCCUCUGGGGAGGGAUUGCACAGCAGCAAUGCUGCAGGUACUUCAGCAGGAGGAGUGGAGGGACAGGCUGUCACUGUGCUGUCUUACUCACAUGGAGAAUCUCACAGAGGGUUGCAACAGCAAGGAUAUCAGAUCCCCUCUGGCAGAAGUUCCCUUCCUUCGUACUCCUCAGGGGACUCUCAGGCUGGAAGCAACCUGUUGCCGCAAGGCUACACACGUGGAAGUACCGUUGUGCAUUAUACACAAGGAGAUUCACAGCAAACGUCAAGUGUGAUACUACAACAAGGGAGAGGGCACCUUCCCAGUGUGCUAACCACAGUGAAGCGACCCAGUCCUGAGGAAUCCACUCAAGGCAUCGUUCCCAAAGUCCAGAGACAAAGCAGUAACUAGCUUCGAUUUGGGAGGUGGUAGGAAUCGGAACAUUCAUAUACCGAUGGACAGAAGAACUCAACACUUUUCUCAAAGCUGUUUAUCUUUGCUGAAAAAACUUUAAAAUUAAAAAUAAAAUUAUCUUUUAUGAAGAGCACGACCCUUUCUGUAAGCACAUUUCCAUGUUCAGAAACUUUUUGAAAUGUAUAUUCUUACAGGGACAAUCUGGAACUUUGUGUAUAUAAAUUAUUUGAUUAAUUCAGCUUACUAAAACUGUAAAUAUUUGAUAUUGUAUGUUUUUGUUUAGUUAAUAGACCCAUUGAUAUAUUUUUGAUAUUACAAAUAUGAUACGUUACAAUUUAACUUUGAUCUAUAUUAAAUCUUCAGAUAAAAGAGAAGGAUGUUUUUAGACAUUUUUAGAUGCUGUUCAUCCUACUGUUACCUUUGCUGUCAGGAUGUUUUUACGUGCAUUCACUGGUGUCAGCUAUGAAGCUUUCUCUUUAAAGUUGUUCCUGUACAGUAUUAUUGAUAUUAUGUACAAUACCAAAUAGAAUUGCUUCUUUAUGUAUUGUCACUUCACAAUGUGCUUGUUUCAUUAAAAAAUCUGGGUAAUUUGC